Messenger RNA from Neofelis nebulosa (Clouded leopard), 9224 nucleotides. RefSeq lists its product as uncharacterized. The record is from RefSeq and is a predicted model, not a curated record. Lineage: Eukaryota; Metazoa; Chordata; Mammalia; Carnivora; Felidae. Bases 441 to 6677 code for a protein of 2078 amino acids. The transcript is spliced from 22 exons.
CGGAGCGGAGCGGCCGCGGCGCGCCGCCUCCCGCCCUCCGCCGAGUGGCGCCGGAGCCGCCGCCGCUUUACGUAAGGCGCAGGCCAGGGCCGCCGGCGCUCGGCAGCCGCUCGGAGCCCUCGCCGCGAGAGGAGGCGCCCCCGCCGGCCGCCGCGCCGCCCGGCCGCUCGGCAGGUUCUGCCGGAGACUUCCAUCUGGCCUCAAUGUGAAAGUAAAGUAAACCACGUCUGUGUGUGUGUUGCUCCCAGGAUGCUGAUUCAUUGGUCAUGUCUGAAGAGGGAAAUUCUGGUCUAGAUGGCUGACAGCCCGCGAAAAUAGAUGCUUAUCCUAGAUGUCCGGCGUCUCUCCUUUUUACUGGAGUGAAAAUCCCCUCCAGAUACCAACAGAACGUCACCUGCAGAAAAUGCCUCGCAUUUUAAGGAUGUCAGCAACCUAAAUUCAUGCGCCCAGUGUGCACAGUUGUCGUGGACGGUUUACCAUCUGAGAGCUCCUCAGCCUCUUCUCCAGGCCCCGUACCUGUGUCUGAGAUGUCUCUGCUCCAUGCUCUGGGCCCAGUGCAGACCUGGCUGGGACAGGAGCUGGAGAAAUGUGGCAUCGACGCCAUGAUUUAUACCCGGUAUGUCCUCAGCCUCCUGCUGCACGACAGCUAUGACUACGACCUACAGGAACAGGAGAAUGACAUCUUCCUGGGCUGGGAAAAAGGAGCUUAUAAGAAAUGGGGGAAGAGUAAGAAAAAGUGCUCAGAUCUAACUCUAGAAGAAAUGAAAAAGCAGGCUGCUGUCCAGUGUCUUCGUUCUGCUUCUGAUGAAAGCUCUGGUAUCGAGACUCUGGUGGAGGAGCUCUGCUCCAGACUGAAAGACCUGCAGAGUAAGCAAGAAGAGAAGAUUCACAAAAAGUUAGAGGGGUCUCCCUCUCCAGAGGCAGAAUUAUCCCCUACAGCAAAGGAUCAAGUGGAAAUGAAACAUGUGUUGAGCACUUCUUGUGUGCGUGACACUGAGGAUUCAGAGGUGAAUGAGACGGUCCUGUCCUUGUCAUAUGUACUGAAUCAGGAUUUGGGAACUGGGUACUACGAAGCGUUCCCACCGCUGUCCGAGAAGCCGGUCUGCCUGCAGGAGAUCAUGACCGUGUGGAACAGGUCUAAAGUCUGUUCUUACUCCAGCUCUUCGUCGUCGUCCACGGCGCCCCCCGCCAGCACAGACACGUCCUCCCCCAAAGACUGCAACAGCGAAGGCGAAGCGAGCAAGGAGAGAAGCCGCGAGGCGGGCACCACUGCACACGAGAGAGCCCAGAGCAAGAGCAGAAGCGAGAAGGAGGACAGGUUCGGGCACGGCGCCACGGAAGAGAAGCCCGCCCUGUACAAAAAGCAGGUCCGACACAAACCUGAGGGACGGAUUCGCCCUCGUUCGUGGUCCUCCGGCUCGAGUGAAGCGGGCUCAAGUUCGAGCGGUCCUCGGGGAGAACUAAAAGCCUCCGUGAAGUGCGUGAAAGUCCGACACAAGACGCGAGAAGUUCGGAACAAGAAAGGGCGGAACGGGCCGGGCAGGCUGUCGCUGAAGCCCGGCGACAAGGCCGAGCGGGCCGUCCACGCCGCCGGCAGCAGCAGCAGCGGCAGCGGCGGUGGCGGCGGCUCCAUCAAGCCGCUGUGCCGGCGCGGGAAGAGGCCCCUGAAGGACCCGGGGAGGAGAGACCCCGGGAGCGCCGAAGGAAGAGACCUGUCCCUGGAGAGCAGAAACGACAGGGAGUACAAGGAGGAGCCGCUGUGGUACACGGAGCCGAUUGCCGAGUAUUUCGUUCCUCUGAGCAGGAAAAGCAAACUAGAGACCACCUACCGAAACAGACCGGAUGCGAGCGACCUGCCGUCGGAGGCGGUGGACGAGUUGUCAGAGUCCGUGCACGGUCUUUGUAUCAGCAACAAUAAUAUGCAUAAAACAUACCUCGCAGCAGGUACUUUCAUUGAUGGUCAUUUUGUAGAAAUGCCUGCGGUCAUCAAUGAGGAUGUUGACCUCACUGGGACCUCGUUCUGUCCUCUCCCGGAGGACAACAAAUAUCUGGAUGGUAUUCAUCUGUCAGAAUUAACACACUUCUAUGAAGUGGACAUUGAUCAAUCCAUGUUGGAUCCUGGUGCCUCAGAAACCACGCAAGGAGAAAGUCGGAUUUUGAAUAUGAUUCGACAAAAAAGCAAAGAGAAAACCGAUUUUGAGGCAGAAUGUUGCAUAGUGUUAGAUGGAAUGGAGUUGCAAGGGGAACGUGCAAUAUGGACAGAUUCUACCAGCUCCGUGGGCGCCGAGGGCUUAUUCCUGCAAGACCUCGGCAAUCUGGCUCAGUUCUGGGAGUGCUGUUCAUCCAGCUCGGGCGAUGCCGACGGGGAGAGUUUUGGGGGGGAUUCUCCAAUCAGACUCUCCCCGAUCUUGGACAGCACGGCGCUCAAUCCACAUUUGCUUGCUGGCAAUCAGGAGCUCUUUUCAGAUAUUAAUGAAGGAUCUGGUAUAAACUCUUGUUUUUCAGUGUUUGAAGUGCAAUGCAGUAAUUCUGUUUUACCGUUUUCUUUUGAAACACUCAACUUGGGGAAUGAAAAUACAGAUUCUAGUGCUAAUAUGCUUGGGAAAACACAGUCUAGAUUGCUAAUAUGGACCAAAAAUAGUGCCUUUGAAGAAAACGAACACUGUUCUAAUCUCUCAACAAGAACUUGUAGUCCAUGGUCCCAUUCGGAAGAGACGCGUUCAGACAACGAGACGUUAAAUAUUCAGUUUGAAGAGUCCACGCAGUUUAACGCAGAAGAUAUGAAUUAUGUGGUUCCUAGAGUCUCGUCAAAUUAUGUAGAUGAAGAACUUCUAGAUUUCUUGCAAGACGAAACUUGCCAGCAAAACAGUAGAACGUUGGGAGAAAUUCCCACCUUAGUCUUCAAACAAACAUCGAAGCUAGAAUCUGUCUGCGGUAUUCAGCUAGAACAAAAAACGGAACCCAAAACCUUGGAAACUGCGCGAGGGUGUGGCGAGAGCGGUCCACGUGGAGGCGGUUACAGCUCAGGGGUCAUUAAAGACAUUUGGACAAAGAUGGCAGACGGGGGUUCUGUCGCUACGGCAGACGUAGAGCGAACGGACGAGGAGUUGUUCCCGACCGAUGUCACCAACUGCUGCUGCUGCCGGGACGCCGAGGCCGAGGCCGAGACCCUCCGGGAGCCCAGCAAGGCCGUGCAGAGGUCGGAGUACCGUCUGUGGGAGGGCCAGAAGGAGAGCCCGGACAAGAGAGCUUUUGUGUCCGGGGAGCUGUCGAAGGUGGACGGUGGCGACUACACUACGCCCUCGAAACCUUGGGACGUGGCCCAGGACAAAGAGAACACUUUCAUUCUCGGAGGAGUUUACGGAGAACUCAAGACCUUCAGCAGUGACGGGGAGUGGGCGGUCGUCCCGCCCGGUCCCACGAAGGGAAGCCUGCUGCAGUGUGCGGCUUCUGACGUGGUGACCAUAGCAGGUACGGAUGUCUUCAUGACCCCGGGAAACAGUUUCGCUCCCGGUCACAGGCAGUUGUGGAAACCCUUCGUGUCGUUUGAGCAGAACGAUUCGCCGAGGAGUGGGGAAAAUGGAUUAAAUAAGGGAUUUUCUUUUAUCUUCCAUGAAGACUUACUAGGAGCUUGUGGUAACUUUCAGGUUGAGGAUCCUGGGCUUGAAUAUUCCUUCUCUUCCUUUGACUUAAGCAAUCCGUUCUCACAAGUUCUUCACGUGGAGUGUUCAUUCGAACCCGAAGGGAUUGCCUCUUUCAGCCCGAGUUUUAAACCGAAAUCCAUCCUGUGCUCUGAUUCGGACGGCGAAGCGUUUCACCCCAGGAUAUGUGGCGUCGACAGAACACAGUACAGGGCUAUUCGGAUCUCUCCGAGGACUCACUUCCGCCCCAUUUCUGCAUCUGAGCUGUCCCCGGGAGGAGGAAGUGAGUCGGAAUUUGAAUCUGAGAAAGAGGAGGCAAAUCUGCCCAUUCCUUCUCAAGCCGAUGCGUUUGAAGAUCCCCAGGCAGAUCUCCAGCCACUGGAAGAAGAUGCGGAGAAAGAAGGCCAUUACUAUGGAAAAUCAGAGCUCGAGUCUGGAAAAUUCCUUCCCAGGUUAAAAAAGUCUGGCAUGGAAAAGAGCGCUCAGACAUCACUGGAUUCUCAGGAGGAAUCAGCCGGGAUUCUGCCAGCGGGGAAGCGGAAUCAGUGUUUGGAGUGUAGCAUGAAUGAAUCUCCGGAAAUUGCUUUAGAAAGCUCAGAAGCAAAUUGUAAAAUAAUGGCACAAUGCGAGGAAGAGAUUAAUAAUUUUUGCAGUUGCAAAGCAGGUUGUCAGUUUCCUGCUUAUGAAGAUAAUCCAGUUUCUUCGGGACAGCUGGAAGAGAUUGGGAAGAAAGAAAAAGAGGGAAGAAGCGAGAUUCUACAUCAUACCACUGCCAUAUUCCUUCGCUUUCUAUUUCCUGUAUUGAACACUGAUGUUCAAGGAAUGAAUAGAAGUCAAGAAAAACAGACUUGGUGGGAAAAAGCCUUGUACUCUCCUCUUUUUCCCGCGUCAGAGUGUGAAGUUUCUCCUUGGACCAAGAUGACUGAUGGAAACCUCUCCACCUCUACAAAUGGCAUAGCCUUGAUGGGCAUUCUGGACGGUCGGCCAGGAAAUCAUAUUCAGAAUCUACAACACUUGAAUCUCAAGGCACCCAGAUCCCUCUCGUUGCCAGAGUACGGGCCCAAGCUGAAGCUUGGGCCUUUAGAAGAUCAGCACAGCCUUAAGUCCGUGGACUCGGGCAUUCCCACCCUAGAGAUCGGUAACCCGGAACCUGUCCCCUGCAGUGUGGCCCACGUGAAGAGGAAGCCAUCUGAGUCGGGGACCGUCCCUGAGCGAGCCUGCCAGAGCGCGUGCCCGCUGCCGUCCUACACGCCACCGGCUCCCGGCAGUGCCGAGUGGGAGCGGGGUGUGCGGAAAUCGUCCACGUUCCCCCGGACGGGCUAUGACGCGGCCGAGCUCUACAGCCCCGCCUCCAAGGCCCUGAACCGCAGCGACGAUGUCUCCGUUUGCAGCGUGUCCAGCCUCGGCACGGAGCUGUCAGCCACGCUUUCCGUCAGCAAUGAGGACAUCUUGGACCUUGUGGUCACGAGCAGCUCCAGUGCCAUCGUGACCCUGGAGAAUGAUGAUGACCCUCAGUUCACUGACGUCACCUUGAGCUCUGCCAAGGAAACCCGGGAGCUGCGCCGGCAGGACUGUGUCGAUGGAACGGAGGAUGGGAGUAAAUCGAAAAUACUGGGACCAUUUAGUAACUUCUUUACCAGGAAUUUGCUUGCUAGAAAACAGAAUGCAAGACUUGACAGACAGAAUGACUUGGGAUGGAAGUUAUUUGGAAAAGUACCACUCCGAGAGAAUGCUCAGAAAGAUUCAAAGAAAAUACAAAAGGUAUACAAGGAAUAUGAAGACAAGGCUGGACGACCUAGCAAGCCGCCCUCUCCGAAGCAGAAUGUGAGGAAGAAUCUUGAUUUUGAGCCACUUUCUACCACUGCACUCAUCCUGGAAGACAGACCAGCAAAUCUCCCAGCGAAGCCAGCUGAAGAAGCCCAGAAACACAGGCAGCAGUAUGAAGAAAUGGUGGUGCAGGCCAAAAAACGAGAGCUGAAGGAGGCGCAGCGGAGAAGGAGGCAGCUGGAGGAGAGGUGCCGCCUGGAGGAGAGCAUCGGGAACGCCGUCCUCACCUGGAACAACGAGGUUUUGCCUAACUGGGAGACAAUGUGGUGCUCUAGAAAAGUUCGAGAUUUAUGGUGGCAGGGAAUCCCUCCCAGUGUGAGAGGCAAAGUCUGGAGCUUAGCCAUUGGCAACGAGUUAAACAUCACCCAUGAGCUCUUUGACAUCUGUCUUGCCCGAGCCAAGGAGAGGUGGCGGUCCUUCAGCACAGGAGGCUCCGAAGCGGAGAACGAAGGUGUCGUGACUCUUGAUCUUUUGAUAGAUGCCGGUUUUUCAGCAGCAGACAGAGAAGCCAGUUUGGAGCUUAUUAAACUGGACAUUUCUAGAACGUUUCCGAAUCUCUGCAUUUUCCAGCAAGGCGGUCCGUACCAUGACACGCUGCACAGUAUUUUGGGCGCUUACACUUGUUAUCGACCGGAUGUGGGUUAUGUCCAGGGCAUGUCCUUUAUAGCGGCAGUGUUGAUCUUGAACCUAGAUACUGCAGAUGCCUUCAUUGCUUUUUCUAACCUUUUGAAUAAACCCUGUCAAAUGGCGUUUUUCCGAGUGGACCAUGGCCUUAUGUUGACCUAUUUUGCUGCAUUUGAGGUAUUCUUUGAAGAAAAUUUGCCGAAAUUAUUUGCUCAUUUCAAGAAAAACAACUUAACUCCAGACAUCUACCUAAUUGAUUGGAUCUUUACCUUAUAUAGUAAGUCUUUGCCCCUCGACCUGGCCUGUCGCAUAUGGGAUGUGUUCUGUCGUGACGGCGAGGAGUUUCUGUUCCGCACGGCCCUGGGCAUCCUGAAGCUGUUUGAGGACAUCCUGACCAAGAUGGACUUCAUUCACAUAGCCCAGUUCCUUACGAGGCUCCCAGAGGACCUGCCCGCGGAGGAAGUUUUCGCCUCCAUAGCUACAAUUCAGAUGCAAAGUCGAAACAAGAAGUGGGCUCAGGUACUGACCGCACUGCAGAAGGACAGCCGGGACGUGGAGAAAGGCAGCCCGUCGCUCAGACACUGAGGGGACAGGCGGACCCGCACUCGGCACCGAGCAGACCUCCAGGUGGCACCUUGCGUGGCUUCGGACGCACGCACGCGCUGACCGCGGACGAGAACGGGCUGUUUUCACAUUUGAUCCUAACACUGGAGUUGGCCUUAAACAAAACAAACAACUUUCAAAGAACUACACCAAGGCUUAGCCUUAAGAAGCUCGGUGGAAAGAUGGGCCAGUGUUGACCAGGGCCAACACUGCACACUCUGCAUGGUUUAAACCUAAGGCAGUGGCUAAUCCCCCCCUCCCCCUUAUUUCAGCGAAAGUUAAUUAAAUUGUCAUGCUUUUAUGUCAACUAAUGAAAAAUACAUUACAGUCUUCCUUAGCCAAGGUGUGUGAGAAAUCCUCCCAGGGAGGCCUCGGAGAGGUUAUUGGCUCAUUUACGUACGUGAGUAGGGAAGGGGUUGUCGAUUCCGUUCCUGGGACGACCUGUCCAGAGCUGGAGGUGAUGUUUUCACAGCCCACCUACCCAAGCUUGCGGGAAAGGAGAAUGGGCUGUCCCAGGGCGGUCACGCACGAGUGCCCGAGGGCUCCCUGGGAUUCGACCUGACCUCUGGGUUGGCGUUUCUCCAUCGUGGCCUUGACACAAUCCCAGCACGAGUCCCAUGCACGCUGAGGUUCCGGGGCACCCGUGCUCUCCGAGAUUGCUGCGCCCUCCAGCUCCUGAGCAGAAGAGCUGCUCACACGGACGGCCCGAGACCUGGCGGAAAGAGCACGGGAGGACCCCCACGCCUCCCAUCUGCGGAGGCCAGGCGGCUUCGGGGGGGGGAGGGCGGGGAGCCUGCUCCCUUGCUGUCACGGGCUGCUGCUCUUUCUGUUGUCACCUGAACGGCAGGACCGGUCCUGGUACCAGAUGUUCCCUCCUCGCGUACUCGGCUUCAAGGUAGACCGAGGUGAGGGCCGAUGAGCAGGCCGCACGCUUCCAGUGGUACGGACGGGCCACUCGGGGCUCUCGGUGUUUGUCCUGUGCGCCUCUCCCCACGUUAGCUGGUUUCCCCCAAGUUCAUCAGCCGGCAGCUUUCUUGUUCUGACUUUCCCUUGACUGACUUUUACGAAUUUUGUUGUAAGAGCUUUGUUUAUCCAAACUCAAAGACACGAGCGGUUUCACACGGAGUAGCCCAGAGGACGGGCAGCUGUGUGGAAGCCGGCUCCCGUGUGCCAGCCGGGCUGUGCGAGUGCCCAUGGACGGGGCGAGGGCACCGUCGGUUGCACCCGGCCCUCCGCCGCCCCCUCAGCUGCGCGUCCGCCCUCGGCCCCGAGAGCAGGCAUGCGGCAAGGAGACCGGGAGGGGGCCGGGGCCUGACCGUGACCUCGCCCUUACGGGUUUUCCGUGCCCGCCACGUCCGCUGCCGACACGCGCAGGUGCGACGGCCAGUGGCGGAGCCGGGGCCACGUUCGUGCCCUUCACCCCAGCCCUCUUCCGUGUGUCCUGUUUUCUCGAACUGCCUUCGCCCCGUGUCUGCUUAACCGAGUUCUCCCAGGAGGUUGUAGAUCAUCUUGGAUACACUUUCUGCCUCAGCCUUCAAGUGCUGACUCUCCCGACCUCUGGGGGCGGGGAGGGGGGCGUCCCGUCUUCACCGAGGUCUCGCGCUUCCAGACGCAGCCGUCCCCGGACACCGCGAUGCUGAAUGUAACCCACACUGAGCCGGCCCCUCGCCCGGCCGUUCCUCCCACACGUGCUGACUUGCGUUCCGUGAUGUGGGCGUUCUGUCCGGAAAGAUGUAUAUAUUUUCUUACUGUACAUAAAGAUGUUCCUAAAUCGGGACAGGAAGCGACGCCACGGGCAGUCGUGCCACUGCCGCGGAACGCGUUUGUGGGACGUCACGUGCAUUCAGAACCCAGCCCUUAACCCUGUUUUGUCCCAACAGUUGGACGUUAAAUCUCUUUCGACUUAUGUCACUACUGAUGCAUUAAGUUUUUAAACGGGAUCCCAUGCCGAUCGGGAAUCCUUAGCGAAUCUUUAGCUCGGAAGAGGUUUUCGUGACCUGUUCAGGGACCACGUGAGGUCUUGCGGUUUGAUGUGUCCCCCUCGCAGGCCGGGGGUCCUGAGUCCCCACGCAGGGUCCCGUGGCCCCUUUCCGCAGAGGGCUGCAGAGGGCACCCGGCCGGGCAUCUCUGUUGGACGCUAGCUACCGUUGAGGAAAACUGGAAACCAGUAGAAAUGCCACGCCCCUUUGGAAGUCUGCACUUUCCCCUUCCUGUGCCCGCGAUUUCCAGGACUUCAGGCUCGGGACCUUGGCGCGUCUGGCACUUUAGGGUCAAAAGCUGCGUCCCCACCGGUCCCUGAAAGCUCACCUAGAAACAUUGUUCACUUUAAAUGGUACUUUUUAACUGCUCAGUUUUUGACUAUUUUAAAUAGUUUGCGGAUAGAAAAAUUCCUGAUAAUACUUGCUACAUAUCAUGUUUUAAUUGCCUGUACAGUUAACCUUUAAUUUUAUUUAGUAAAGUCUAUCAAAUUAGGACUUUUUGAAUUGUAAAUAUGUGGUUUUAUUAAAUAAAAGUCAUGUAAAAUUGUUA